AUGCGAAAGAAAGAAGGAAAACAAGGAGGAAGAGAAAAAACAAAAGGAAGAAAGGAGGAGAAGGAGGAAACGAUAAGAGGAGAAGGAAGGAGGAUGAACAAAAUGAGAAGAAGAAAUAGAAAGAGUAGGAAAAAAGAGGAGAUAAGAGGAGCAGUAGAGGAAGAAGGGAGGAGUUGGAGGAGGAGGAGGGAGGAAAAGCAAAAGGAAGGAGGAAGAGGAAAAAUAAAAGGAAGAAAGGAGGAGAAAGAGAAGGAGGAAGAAAACGAGAAAGAGGAGAAGGAAAGAGGAGGAGCAAGAAAGGGGAAAGAGAAGGAAGAGGAGGAAAAAAGGGAGGAGAAGGAAAAGUUGUCUCCUCUAAAGGAGGAGUUGGAGGAGAAGGAAAAGGAAGAGCAAGAGGAAGAAGGAGAGAGGAGAAUGAGGACAAUUAGAAGGAGAAGGAAAAGGAGGAGGAAAAAAGGGAGGAGAAGAAAGAGGAGAAGAAGGAAGAAGAAGAAACUGUCUCCUCUAUGUCUAAAUAUUGCUCGAAAUUUACGUAGAAGAGAGGACGAAGAAGAUGACGUUGGCGGAGGAGCAGGAGGAUGAGGGAGGAAAAACAAAAAGACGACGACGACAAAAAGCAAAAAGAAGAAAAGAGAAAUAAGGACGAGAAAAAGCAAAAAGAAGAAAGGAAGAGAAUGAGAAGGAGAAGGAGAAAUAAGAAGAAAGAAUAAGAAGGACGACGACGACAAAAAUGAGAAGAAACAGGAGGAGGA
Molecule: messenger RNA, 752 nt
Organism: Ilex paraguariensis (yerba mate)
Lineage: Eukaryota; Viridiplantae; Streptophyta; Magnoliopsida; Aquifoliales; Aquifoliaceae
Source: the annotation of a GenBank genome assembly